CGCGGCGGGCAGAGCGGGCGGAAGGAACCCGAGCCGGGCUGCCACCGUGUCCGAGCCGGAGCCGCAGCCGCUGCCGGAGCGUCGCGGGGCCCCGAGUCCGAGCCGAACGCCCUUCUCGCCGCCCGCCGCAUCCCAGCGCCCGCCGGAGCCGCCGCGCCGCCCGCGCACCCCCGAAGCGGCCGGGCCCGAGCCCACCUCGGCCCUCUGCUCGUCCUCCCCGCCCCGCACCGGCCUUCACUCUGGAGCCGCCCCGGCAGCCGCAGCAGGGGCGGCGGCGGCGGAUCGAGGAGCUCUCCAGGUCGUCCCGGGAGAGGCUGCUGCAGUCCCGUGACAAGAUGUUCUCCAAGUUCACCUCCAUCCUGCAGCACGCCGUGGAGGCGCUUGCACCUUCUCUUCCUUUACAAGAAGAUUUUGUUUAUCACUGGAAGGCAAUUACCCAUUACUACAUAGAGACUUCGGAUGAUAAAGCCCCAGUGACAGAUACAAAUAUUCCCUCUCAUCUGGACCAGAUGUUAGGUAUUUUGCUACAGGAAGAACGGGAGCGAGAGUUCGGAGUGACAGGGCCGUGUAUGGAAUAUUUGCUUCAUCACAAGAUUUUGGAAACGUUAUAUACCUUAGGAAAAGCUGAUUGUCCCCCAGGGAUGAAGCAGCAGGUGCUGGUGUUCUACACUAAGCUCCUGGGGAGGAUCCAGCAGCCGCUGCUCCCGCACAUUAACGUCCACAGGCCGGUGCAGAAAUUAAUUCGACUAUGUGGUGAAGUACUUGCAACACCAACGGAAAAUGAAGAAAUCCAGUUUCUCUGUAUUGUAUGUGCAAAGCUGAAACAAAAUCCCUACUUGGUUAAUUUUUUUCUGGAGAAUAAGUUGAAGUCAUUGGCUUCCAAAGGCACACCAGAUGUAAUUUCAGAAGACUCGCUGAAAGGUCAGGAUUCCGUGUCAACAGACACAGGCCAGUUCUGUCAGCCAGAGGAACUGUCUGGUGCUGUGGGGCUGGAGCACACAGAGACAGAAGAUGAGCCUCCUCAGCAGAUGGAUGAACUGUCCACCAGCUUGGAUAGCCUAGCCGUCAGCCCACUGCCUGAGGCCACGGUUGUUCGUCCAAACCAGGAUUACAACUUAGUGAAUUCCUUGUUAAAUCUCACUAGAAGUCCCGAUGGCCGGAUAGCUGUGAAAGCCUGCGAGGGCUUGAUGCUGUUAGUCAGUUUGCCGGAGCCUGCGGCUGCCAGGUGCCUCACGCAGAGCACGUGCCUGUGCGAACUGCUGACAGACAGACUCGCCUCCCUGUACAAGGCCCUACCUCAGUCCGUGGACCCGUUAGAUAUCGAAACAGUGGAAGCGAUUAACUGGGGCUUGGACUCAUAUAGUCAUAAAGAAGAUGCUUCAGCAUUCCCAGGAAAACGAGCCUUAAUUUCAUUUCUUUCCUGGUUUGAUUAUUGUGAUCAACUUAUAAAGGAAGCACAAAAGACCGCUGCUAUUACUCUUGCCAAAGCUGUCCACGAAAGGUUUUUUAUCGGAGUUAUGGAACCUCAGCUGAUGCAAACUUCUGAGAUGGGUAUUCUAACAUCAACUGCUCUGCUCCAUCGCAUUGUUCGGCAAGUAACCUCUGAUGUUUUGCUUCAAGAAAUGGUGUUUUUUAUCCUUGGAGAACAGAGGGAACCGGAAACUCUGGCAGACGUUAGCAGACACCCUUUAAGACAUAGGUUAAUAGAGCAUUGUGAUCACAUAUCUGAUGAGAUAAGCAUAAUGACGUUAAGAAUGUUUGAACAUCUUUUACAAAAACCCAACGAGCACAUUCUUUACAACUUGGUCCUAAGAAAUCUCGAAGAAAGAAAUUAUACCGAGUAUAAGCCUGUGUGUCCAGAAGAUAAAGAUGUGGUGGAGAAUGGGUUGAUAGCAGGAGCCGUAGAUCUGGAAGAAGACCCAUUAUUUACUGACAUUUCGCCGGAUAACACUCUGUCAAAUCAGGAGUGGCUUAGCUCUUCACCCCCUGCUACUCCAGACCACCCCAAAAAUGAUGGGAAAACUGAAGUCCAUAAAAUUGUAAAUAGUUUUCUCUGUCUGGUACCCGAUGAAGCAAAAUCGUCCUACCAUGUCGAGGGCACUGGAUAUGACACCUACCUCCGAGAUGCUCACAGGCAGUUCCGGGACUACUGUGCUAUCUGCUUAAGAUGGGAGUGGCCUGGAUCUCCAAAAGCAUUGGAAAAGUGCAAUUUAGAAGCUACUUUCUUUGAAGGUCAUUUUUUGAAAGUUUUAUUUGACAGAAUGGGAAGAAUUCUCGAUCAGCCAUAUGAUGUAAAUUUACAAGUCACCUCCGUGUUAUCUAGACUUUCCCUCUUCCCUCAUCCACACGUACACGAGUACCUUUUGGAUCCUUAUGUAAAUCUUGCUUCUGGCUGUAGAUCCCUCUUCUCUGUCAUCGUCAGGGUUGUCGGAGACCUGAUGGUGCGAAUCCAGCGUAUUCCGGACUUUACUCCCAAGCUUCUGUUAGUCAGAAAGCGAUUGCUUGGCUUGGAACCUGAAGGCCCUAUCAUUGACCACAUCACUUUGCUAGAGGGUGUGAUUGUGUUGGAAGAGUUCUGUAAGGAACUGGCGGCAAUUGCAUUUGUGAAAUACCACGCUUCCUCCACACCGUAAUAGCAUCCUCCAAGGAACUAAGGGAGCAGAACUGUAGUGUACAUUUCAUCAAAAAAGACUCAGCUUCACCCAGCCGAGAGGAUAAAAAGCCUUUUUAAAUGAAGUACUGCUGUAAACUGGACAGAACCAUUAAGAACCCAUUGAGCGGACAUUCUCAGUAAAAUGUUGUAUGAUGUUGUUUUCAUUGGCUUUACCGUAAUGGUUCUAUAUGUAAGAUUGCACGUCCUUGAAUCCAGGAUACAAUCAAAGGAACUUCAGGAAAGAAGCAUUUCUAAUGCCUGUGUGAAAAGCUGCAAAAUUUCUGAUGUCAUGACUUUGAUGAUAUUUCUGUUAUUUUAAUAUCCUUUUAGGUAGCAAGGCAUUUUGACAUUCUCUGGGACUCAAAUGCUUAUAUUCUUUUGGAUUAAUAAGUAGCAAAGAAAAAAAACAAACUAAUUUUAUAACUUUUUAAGGUCAGAAUUCUUAUCAAACAAAAUAUGGAAAAAAACUGUAAAUGAGGAAAAAUACAAUUCAGAAACCAUCAAAUGAGUUAAUAGGAGAUAAAAAUGUGUAGAGCACCGUUAACUUUCUUCAGCUUUUCUAAGAAUAACAAUUUAAUAUGAUAAAGAAGUUCUUGAUUAAUAUAUAUUUUUUAAAAAAACGUUCUUUUACUCUUGGUGCACAUAGCCAUGUUAGUGAUUGAUUUUCACGUAUGGGUCCCAGUAU
Odobenus rosmarus divergens (Pacific walrus) is the source of this 3338-nucleotide messenger RNA. It is a transcript of the gene FHIP2A, whose product is annotated as family with sequence similarity 160, member B1. The record is from RefSeq and is a predicted model, not a curated record. The coding region runs from base 336 to 2633 and encodes 765 amino acids. NCBI's taxonomy places the organism in Eukaryota, Metazoa, Chordata, Mammalia, Carnivora, Odobenidae. The transcript is spliced from 17 exons.